GUUUUUUUUAUUGAAGGCACCAAUUUACAAACCCAAAAAAAAAAAAAUGUACUCCGUAACUAAUUGUUUUUAACUGGGGCAGCCGCCCUCGCUUCCCGGACAAUCGAAUCCAACGAUUAAGAUUUACCGACGCCGGGACGGCGCUUGGUUGACACUGGACAGGCAUCCGUUUCUUCUGACCAGUCGGGAAAUCGAAGCAAUAAAAUCUGAAUCCGUUUCUUUUGGUUGCAGAGGCAACAAGGGUACAUUUGAAGAUUCAUCGCGUUUCAGCUGUAAAAUGGUGGCGAUUCCCCAUGAAAACGCGGCCGGGGAGGAGAAGGAGAUGUCUAGGAAACGCCGACGCUUGACCUGGGACGUUGCGUCUGAUGAUCCGAGGAAUCGAGGAAUCAAGGCCGAUGGGAAGGAUGACAAAAGACUGAAAGCAGAGGUUCCAUCUAGGUCCAGACAGUCGUCGCCACCGCGUAGGGAUGAUGAUUCAGUCGGCCAUUACGUGUUCAGUCUGGGCGAGAACCUGACGCCAAGAUAUAAAAUUCUCAAGAAAUUGGGUGAAGGCACCUUUGGUCGAGUUUUGGAAUGUUGGGACCGUCAAACUCGAGAAUUUGUAGCUAUUAAAGUUAUACGCAGUCUUGAAAAAUAUCGUAAAGCAGCAAUGACUGAGGUUGAUGUGCUUCGUCGUCUUUCUGAGAAUGACACAUGCUAUUCACAUUGUGUGCAGAUUCUAAGCUGGUUUGAUUAUCGCAAUCAUAUAUGCAUUGUAAGUAAAAGUUACAGAGUGCAACACCUUUUCAACUUUUUCCUGCAAGACUGUAGCAUUGUUCCUCUCUUAGUUUUAUUUUUAGGUUGUGACCCAGUUUUUACCCUAACAGUUGAUCUUAAUUAUUGAUGUGCAUGGUUUGACUUUGGAGUUGGUGAUUGACGAUUAUAUAUGCUCCCAUUUCUACUUACUUUUUGAUUUUACAUUGUUCCUUUUUUAAGUUCAAGCUCCUGAUAGCAACUUUGGUCUAUGUCGCUUGAAUUAAAGUUUUAUGCUAUUC
Cuscuta campestris is the source of this 1034-nucleotide messenger RNA. Lineage: Eukaryota; Viridiplantae; Streptophyta; Magnoliopsida; Solanales; Convolvulaceae. The record is from the annotation of a GenBank genome assembly.